UUGCGCAGAGAGAGAGAGAGAGAGAGAGAGAGAGAGCGAGAGAGAAAUGCGGAUCUUGCCUACUUCUCCUGACAUCAACAUUUGUGUGUGAACUUCCUGUCUGGAAUGUCCGAUCGCUUUAUGUGCAAGGGGCCUGUAUCACAUGGAAAACUGCCGAGGAAAAUCUGGAUGUAGCUUUACAUAACAACUCCUGAAUUGCUAGAAGAGAGACUGCAGAGGGCUCAGACUUAACCCUUCUGUGCAAUUCACUACAUGCACUUCCUGGAGCUGGUGAGAUGGAGGAAGCUUACAAUGAGCUCUACCAGCAGUUUCUUCGCCUGAGGUCACUUUGUCUGAAACAGGCAGCUCUGCUGCAGCAACUCACAACAGCCCUGCAGAAACAGCAAGGUGCAUCUAUUCCUAAUGGAGAAUUAAGUAAUGUGAUGUCCGUUCCUGUUCAGUUUACCCAUGAAAUCCCUACAUAUCUCCUUGAGAAACCUCAAACAUUAACAUCCGUGACACAAAUCCCUGCAGCACAGUGUGGCGCUGAUUACCAUUCAAGAAAUACAAAGAGCUUCCCCGAUCUCCUUGCUGAUGAUAUGACCAAGCUCUGCGUUGAUGUGCCCUCUCAAAGAAAGGAAACUGUUAAGGCGGAGAACAAAUUCCCAUUGUUGUUACCACUGGACUCCUUGGCAUGCCAUGGAGCCUCUUACAAUGAAUCCAGAAAUUCAAAGCAAAAUCAUCCUGCUGGAGACAGAACUCUACGCACAAUCAGGAUGCCUGUGAUGGACUGCUGCACCCUGAUUAAUGACUUCCAAGGUGGAUCUGGUGGGGCGAUGUUGUCGGACGUGGCUCUGCAGUCUCAUAUUUGUGAGUUUUGCCAGGCAGUUUUCCCUGGACACACAACUACAAGAGGAGAGUUCCUACGACAUCUGAACACUCACGUCACCUAGAGUGACUUUUUUAAAAAGCAGCUGUGAUGGAAGCUGUCUGAAGAUGCCCAAGAACUGACCCUGAGGGGGAGAUCAGUCAAAUUUAUAUCGGGUUUGCGUUUUGAUUUUUAUCAGCCUCUUCCUGGAACCUACUAUAAUAAAAGCACCAUGACGUCACUCACUCACCCAUUCAGUCUGUGGACUGUUGAAGCCUCAUUGAGCAUUUUGGCUGUCACCAUCUGGGAUCCCCCAGGUGGGUCUUACUGAAAAACUGAGGACAGUGCACACCAAUGAUACCGACUUACACAAACCCCGCUUCACUGUCUGUUUUACUCUAAAUGAGACCAUAAAUCAUGAAAUGAACAUAAUGUGAGGCAAGUGUUUACCGAAGUCUUAAAUCAAGCAACAUGGCAACAUUUUCUCAAAAACUUCUAUAUAAUCUCUAUUUAUCUGUUCAGAGCAUUCAGUAGAAGCAGUCUGUGCAGUCCAUAGACUUUAUCACUCGCUAUUAAUCAUGGGUACAUUACACCUAAGCUCUCUGUGUUUCUGACAAGACACCAGUAGCGUCUUUUCUUUAGGCUAUGUAGCGUCAAAGUCAAUUUAAGGCAGCUGGUCGUCUUGUAUUCUGUGAUGUUUUAAUGCAGCUAGAAAACACAAACUUUUGCCAAAUAAAAGAAUCCACUGGAUUUUAUUCUAAAUAAAUCUAAGUGUUCAGGGGAAUAGGACCCAGAAAAAAGAUAGAAUAGCCCAUUUUCAAUUAAGGUUUCUCCCAGUCCUAAAAGCUAACCUUUACCAAUAAAUAAAAUAAUAAAUAUAUAAAAUAAUAAAAUCAUGGGUUCACAAAUUCAUGUUUAUCUACUUUUGUUGGUUAUUUAAUUUUUGCAUUGCUGAUGAAGGCACGUAUGGAAAAUAAAACCCUGUGCUGUUCAUGAUCUCAAGUAACGGCUAGAAAAAAAGCAAGUAACUCUCCACAUGGUGUCAUCCUCUUCUAAUCUAAAGCAAACCUGUUUAGAUGGGUGACUAACCAGCUGAUGGUUUAUUGUCUGCUGGUUAUGUGAUGCUAAUUUUACAUAUAUCUGUUCUGGAUGGAAAUGUAUUAUUUUUUCUUAAUUCUUAUUCCUAAAAAUAUGCCACUAUUUUAAACAAUCGUUUUAAGCCUGGAUGUGUAAAUGAUAUCCAUUAAUAAAAAAUGUACUGAUGAUUGA
Haplochromis burtoni (Burton's mouthbrooder) is the source of this 2116-nucleotide messenger RNA. RefSeq lists its product as uncharacterized. The record is from RefSeq and is a predicted model, not a curated record. Lineage: Eukaryota; Metazoa; Chordata; Actinopteri; Cichliformes; Cichlidae. Gene Ontology annotation, biological process: canonical NF-kappaB signal transduction. The transcript has 5 exons. The coding region runs from base 276 to 932 and encodes 218 amino acids.